Molecule: messenger RNA, 1815 nt
Organism: Lineus longissimus
Lineage: Eukaryota; Metazoa; Nemertea; Pilidiophora; Heteronemertea; Lineidae
Exons: 2
Coding region: 1-1815 (604 amino acids)
Biological process (GO): DNA integration
Molecular function (GO): nucleic acid binding
Source: RefSeq, a predicted model, not a curated record
AUGUUUCUCCAGAAACUGUGGUCACAUCAGCUAGAUUGGGACGAGCCAUUGCCCGCUGAUCUUCGUGAACAAUGGAUCGCUUUACGCCAAGAGCUAUCGAUUGUCAGGAACACUUGCGUCAUCAGACCAUAUUUCAACUCCAUGCCAAGUGACGCAUCAUAUGAGCUACACGUGUUCUGUGAUGCCAGCGCCAAAGCGUAUGGUGGGGUGGUCUACCUACGCCAAAUUCACACUAACACUGUAUCUCUCGUCAUCUCCAAGGCCCGGGUGACCCCUGUCAAACAACUGCUGACAAUACCACGCGCCGAGCUGAUGGGAGCCUUACUUGGCACGCGCCUGAUUAACUUUGCUUACAACAGCCUGAAAGGUCCGAUGCAAACCGAGGAACCACGUGAGAAAGUUGACAACAAGGCCACGUGCCUUCUAGGCCAAGCCACGCGCCUAGGAUUAGCGGAGAUUAUCGACCCAAACAGACACUCAUCAAUGGGAAAAUUACUGCGUGUUACCGCAUUUGUCCUGCGCUUUACACACAACAUCCGCACCGAUCGUAAUAAGCGAACUACUGGAGUUCUCACCGCUCAGGAAAUCAGUAAAGCUGAACUGUCAUGGAUAAAGGACAUUCAGAGUCUCACGUACGAGAGCGAAAUCAUCGCCCUGAGGAAAAAGGAGAAAUCGCUUGGGCAAUUGUCGCGCCAACUUCGCCUUUUCAUUGACGCUGAUGAAAUACUGCGUGUGGGUGGAAGGCUUCAUAACGCACCUUUGGAUUACAGGUCCAAGUUUCCAAUCCUACUUCCACCGAAAACACGCUUCACCGAACUCCUAGUGAUGGACGCUCACUCAAUGGUGAAACACUCAGGACAACAAGCUACCAUGACUCAACUCCGCCAUCGGUUUUGGAUUACUCAGUUGAGACAAUACGCAAAAUCUUUACUGAGGACUUGUGUCAUGUGCAAAAGGGUUAACGGGAAACCCUACAAGAAGCCAAUCCCCGCACCACUUCAAGCCAUGAGAUUGCAUGAAGCACCCAGCUUCACUGUUACCGGCUGCGAUUUCACUGGAGAAUGUUACGUAACUCUAGCAGGCAAGGAACACAAGUCGUACAUAUGCCUGUUUACAUGUGCCGUUACGAGAGCAGUCCAUCUUGAAUUAGUAUUGGACCUUAGUACAGAAACUUUUCUACGUUUCGCUGCCCGGAGGUCUCUCCCUAGCAAAAUGCUCUCAGACAAUGGCUCCACGUACCUUUCAGCUGCGGAUCAAUUACAUAAACUCAUGAAAGCGCCUCAAGUUCAGGCCUACUUAGCGGGCCAUCGAGUUGAGUGGAAAUUCAUUCCUAAACGCGCCCCAUGGUUUGGGGGUUUUUGGGAGCGCCUCAUUGGAGUUACCAAAAUGACACUAAAGAAGGUGCUAGGCCGUGCCUUUGUUUCUGCUGAUGAGCUACAAACUGUUCUAGCUGAAAUUGAAGCGGUGAUUAAUGAUCGCCCAUUGACUUAUGUCUCAUCUGACUCUAAUGAUCUUCCGCCAUUAACGCCAUCACAUUUACUGAAUGGACGCCCCAUUACAGUAUUACCGUACUACACCAUGGAUAUAGAUGAGUUACAGGACCCUAGCUUUGAUCAGGACACCUUGCAAAAACGCUCACAACGACUGGCAAAAAUCCACUGUAGCUUUUGGAAACGCUGGUCCCAGGAGUAUCUUGCAGUAUUACGCGAAAAAGACAAUCUCUCUGGGAAAGGCGCACUAGUAAACCGAAUUCGCACUGGAGAUAUCGUCAUGGUUAACAAUGAUCAACUUCCUCGCCUCAAGUGGCAAGCCUAA